AUGGAAGGGCAGCAAGAAAGGAGGAACGUUGGAGAGAAAGAAGGCGGCCAACCAAGCAGGAACAGUGGCCAAACUGGUUCCGAGCCUAAGGAGCAUAGGAUUGACAUUGUUGAAAUCAGUCCUAAGGAGCUUAAAGCUGCCGGGAUCCAUCUCAAACGAAGUAGAACCAGUUUCUUGACAGACAUUUCUUUCAAAUCCUGCUUCUUCUGUGGCUACCUGAAACUUCCCCAAAUAAUCAUUGAUGACUUCACGAAGCCCAAGUUCUUGAACAUUGUAGCCUAUGAAAUGUGUCAAGAUGGCCCAUAUGACUAUGCUGUCACUUCUUAUAUGUGCUUCCUUUACGACAUCAUUGAUCAUGCAGACGAUGUCAAGGAGCUGAGAUCUAAGCACAUUCUCUCCAACCUUCUUGGCAGCGAUGAAGAUGUGGCCCAACUUUUCAACGAGAUCAGCAAUGACUUAGUAGAUCCAGAAGCUUAUAAAGAUGUGAAAGAUCGUAUUCAGGAACACUACAACAAGAGAAUGAAUACUUGGAUAGCUCAAGCCCUUCACGACCAUUUCAGUACUCCAUGGACUAUCAUCGCUUUCAUUGCUGCUGUUUUGAUACUAUUUCUUACCAGGGUUAAUUGUGACUUGUGUGUUUUUUUCUUGUUUGGUGUGUAUGAUUAG
Messenger RNA from Vitis riparia (riverbank grape), 666 nucleotides. Its product is annotated as UPF0481 protein At3g47200-like. The transcript has 2 exons. Lineage: Eukaryota; Viridiplantae; Streptophyta; Magnoliopsida; Vitales; Vitaceae. Bases 1 to 666 code for a protein of 221 amino acids. The record is from RefSeq and is a predicted model, not a curated record.